AUGGAUAGAGAUAUGGUACCUCACAGCGUUCCCUGGAUGGAACCCCAACCGGAAGAUGAACACUUAGCAAUAGAAACAUGGACAAGAACCAACAACAACGUUGGUGACCCCAAAAAUGAUAACAUUACCGGCAUGGGUAUGCUGGAUGGUGACUGGUACAUGAACUCAGAUAUGAACCCACAUCACCAUGAGCUUCACCAAACCACAAGAGACAUUGGUUUCUCUUCAGACCCAAAUGAUGGUUUUCUGAUUCAGCAACCUUUGGAUUCACCUUCUUGUGCACCUUCCUCCUUCACUCUCGACCCAUCAUCACAGACACAUUCUUCACAACCCUUUUUACCACCGCCCAAGUCUUGCUUCUCUUCUUUCUUCGGUGUUAAUGGCAUCAACCCUUUUCACAAUGGCUUCGACUUGGGUUCCCACAGUGGUUUCCUCGCUCCUUUUCAAGGGAACCAUGCUUCCAAUUCCCCUGUUUUGAUGGGUUUCUCGCCCCAAAUGGGCACCCUCGAGCUGAGUUCGAAUAACGAGUUUCCGGUGACUCGUGGGGUCGAACUCAGUUGCGGGUUUGCCCCAAUGGGUGUUGAAGAACAACAACAAGAACAAGCUUUUGAUGGUUCUGGUUCUUCAAAUGCACUCUUUUCGGACAAGGCCAAUGUUUUGAGGUCUAUUGAGGGUCUUCCUCCGGCGGCUGCUCCACCCACUUUGUUUCAAAAGCGGGCGGCGCUCCGGCAAGGUUCCUCCGUGGAUAAGUUGGGAGAGUUGGAGGUUUCGGCGACCCGGUUCGCGGGUUGUUGGACGGGGUUGGAGGACUUGGAGGGGAAGGGGAAGAAAGCAGAAGAGGGGGAACUUGAGGAAGGGUUGAAUUAUGACUCUGAUGAGGUUGUCGAGAUUGGAAAGUUGGACGAGAAUGGGAGUAAUGUGGGCAACGAUUUUAAUGCCAAUAACAAUAGUAAUAAUGGUGUCACUAUUGGAGACCAGAAGGGGAAGAAGAAGGGGAUGCCAGCUAAGAAUCUCAUGGCUGAGAGGCGGCGUAGGAAGAAACUCAAUGAUAGGUUGUACAUGCUUAGGUCUGUUGUGCCAAAGAUUAGCAAGAUGGAUAGGGCUUCAAUACUUGGGGAUGCAAUUGACUACUUGAAGGAGUUACUACAGCGAAUUAAUGAUCUUCAUAAUGAGCUAGAAUCGACCCCACCUGGCUCAUCGCUGCCACCUUCCACAAGCUUUCACCCUAUGACACCCACUCCAUUAACCCUUCCAUGUCGGGUGAAGGAAGAACUAUGUCCUAGCUCUGCGCAAAGCCCUAAAAACCAAUCAGCGAAGGUGGAGGUUAAGGUAAGGGAAGGAAGAGCUGUCAAUAUCCAUAUGUUUUGUGCCCGCAGACCAGGUCUUUUACUUUCCACCACGAGGGCAUUGGAUAACCUCGGAUUGGACGUCCAGCAAGCUGUUAUCAGCUGUUUCAAUGGUUUCGCGUUAGAUGUUUUCAGAGCUGAGCAAUGCAAAGAAGGGCAGGAUGUACCCCCUGAGCAAAUUAAAGCAGUACUGUUGGAUAUAGCUGGUUACCAUGGUAUGAUGUGAGUGAAGUUCUUGACAAAUGCUACCCUUAUAGAGGCACUAAUUGUAGUUGCUGUAGCAUGCAGUUUGUAAAUGCCAUUGCUUCUUAUUCUCUACUUAUUAAGCUGAGUCCAGGCCAAGAUCAAAUUUUACUAAUAUCUGCGU
This is a messenger RNA of Gastrolobium bilobum, 1713 nucleotides long. RefSeq names its product transcription factor ICE1-like. Gene Ontology annotation, biological process: regulation of DNA-templated transcription. The transcript is spliced from 4 exons. The record is from RefSeq and is a predicted model, not a curated record. Gene Ontology annotation, molecular function: protein dimerization activity; DNA-binding transcription factor activity; sequence-specific DNA binding. NCBI's taxonomy places the organism in Eukaryota, Viridiplantae, Streptophyta, Magnoliopsida, Fabales, Fabaceae. Gene Ontology annotation, cellular component: nucleus. Bases 1 to 1572 code for a protein of 523 amino acids.